Molecule: messenger RNA, 546 nt
Organism: Prunus armeniaca (apricot)
Lineage: Eukaryota; Viridiplantae; Streptophyta; Magnoliopsida; Rosales; Rosaceae
Source: the annotation of a GenBank genome assembly
AUGAAGCAAGCGGCGAUCCACACCAAGGCAGAAUAUUUCAACUCCAAAUCCGAGCCUUCGGCUCGGCAGGGAUCACCAUACCCUCCAAGAAAGAUUGACGAGCCUUCGGCAUGGCACAAGCAAAAGGAUGACCGUGAUAAUCGGCAAGGAAGUUCAAAGAAGGGACAAGGAAAAUACGAUCUCAAUGACCACCAAGCACCAUUGCCGAACCACGAUCGCACGCAAGAAGUCUUUACUUCGUUGAACAUGACCUAUGAGGCAGUCUUGAUGAAUGAAAACGAGAUAAUACCCAAGCCAAAUAACCGAAAGCCCAAUCGGCAGGACAAUCGGGAUACGGGUAAAUUCUGUCGAUACCAUCAGCAUAACAGUCACAACACCGAAGACUGCAUAAGCCUAAGGAAGAUCGUUGAGAGAUUGAUUUGGGAUGGAAAGCUGGAUCAAUAUAUUGCUAGACCUCAGCAGGCACCAGUUCCGAACGCGAACCGACAGAUCAACAUGAUCAGCACCAUCAGCAGAGGUCCCACUUUGGUGGGAUCAUCAAAUUGA